Spodoptera exigua (beet armyworm) is the source of this 388-nucleotide messenger RNA. Lineage: Eukaryota; Metazoa; Arthropoda; Insecta; Lepidoptera; Noctuidae. The record is from the annotation of a GenBank genome assembly.
GAUCAUCUAUUAAGUUGACAGUACAUGCACAUGUAUGUGUAUACUGCUACAGACUUAUACUUUAUAAAGUUGGUAGAUACACGCAGGUGGACUAUACUAGCUGUAGUACUUAACAUGUGCACUAUUCCGUUUUGCACAGUUUCCCAUUCAUGUAUCAAUAUGUUAUUAAAACAAAGUGCCCGAGUCCUGAGGUGCAUUCUGAAUUAUUAUUCAAACUAUUCAAAGUCGUAAAACAUAUUAAAAUGAAAGAAAUUGAGAUUAAAAAUAAUUGUUAAAUGGUAUCAAGCACCGUCAACUUUUACAUCAGCGGCCAGAGCCUCGAAAGGUGUCACUGCCAAAACCUUGGUCCGAGUUAGCGCGGCAGGUUUCACUUUCAUGGGAGAGAGCG